This is a messenger RNA of Aphidius gifuensis, 2768 nucleotides long. RefSeq names its product angiotensin-converting enzyme-like. The record is from RefSeq and is a predicted model, not a curated record. Gene Ontology annotation, biological process: proteolysis. Gene Ontology annotation, molecular function: metallopeptidase activity; peptidyl-dipeptidase activity. Bases 652 to 2607 code for a protein of 651 amino acids. Gene Ontology annotation, cellular component: plasma membrane. The transcript has 9 exons. Lineage: Eukaryota; Metazoa; Arthropoda; Insecta; Hymenoptera; Braconidae.
AGGUUCGAGGUCAAAAUUAUUUUAUUUUAUAUUUUGAUUUAAAGAUAUAAAAAAAAAAAGUCUAAAAAAUAACUUGAAUCAUGAAUAUGUAGUGUUGUUAAAGUGAUAUUUUGUUGAAGAUUUUGGCUCGUGCCACGUUGAGGUCACGCUUCAUGCUCUGUUGAUGCCUGUCCCUUCCUCUAGAUGCCUACUGUAUGCAGCAUAUUCUUCUUCUGGAUAUUCUCAUUGUUGUCUCAUCAUAUUGUUCAGUUUUAACCAAGCAAUCGAUAUAUCAACAGUGUCAAGUAUCAGUAAUAUUCAUUGCAGCUAUAAACACAAGACCCGAAUACUCAGGUACUUGGUAAAAUUGUAUGGGUAGUUUGCAAGAAAGACAAUGUAUUUGGCGCCGGUAUCACAGAGCUUAUCACCCUUAUGUUACCUGCAAACAAUUUACGGACCUAGGUGAAUUCAGUACAUCGAUCGAGUCUCUGGGUGACUCAACAAAGCAGUGUAACACAUGCUGUCCAAGUUAACGGAUCAGAGAGUGAAUGAAUUUGCGUAAAAUAAAUACAUUGACCAUAACAAAGAAAAUAUGAAAGUACACAACAGUAAAAUAGACUAAACAGUAGUAUUAUUUUAUUUAUUUUUGAACUUUUAUUACAAAAAAACAACAUGAAAAAAUCAAAAUUAAUUGGGAUAAUUGGUGGUGUAAUUGGAGUUUUGUUUGUUGUUCAAAAUAGCAAUGGAAAAUAUUUGGAGGGGCUCAGUAUAAACUUGGGUGAGGCAUUACAAUUUCUUCGAGAAUAUGAUCGUGAGGCAUCUUCAAUAUGUACUAAAACCAUGACAGCACAAUGGAAUUUUGCAACAAAUAUAACAGAUGCAAAUCGCAGAAAAAUGCUAGAUGAACAAACUUCAAAGAUAAAAUUUGAAAGAUCAUCGUGGAAAAAAGCAGUAAGUUUUGCAUGGUCAAGACUACCUGAUCCAUUGGCAAGAAGACAAUUAAAAAUGAUUGCUGUUAAGGGAAGAAAUGCAUUGACAGAAGAUAAAUUCAAUGAAAUUCAUCAUGUUAUCGUUGAGAUGAAAGAAUUAUACACGCGAACAAGACUCUGUCCAUAUAAAAAAAUGGGAAUAAUUUGUGAUUUAGAUAUGGACCAUGAUGUGAGUAAAAUCAUGGCACAAUCACGUGAUUAUGAUGAAUUGUUGCAUUAUUGGCGAGCCUGGCAGGAAGCUAUUGGGCCUCCAUUAAAAAAUAAAUAUAUUCGUUACGUUCAAUUGGCUAAUCAAGCUGCAAGAUUAAAUGGUUUUUCUGAUGCUGGUGAUCAAAUGCGUGAGGCAUAUGAAGAUGCUUAUUUUCAACAAAAUAUUGCUGAAGUUAUAUCAGCAAUAACACCACUCUAUAAACAUUUAUUUACUUAUGUCCGAACAAAAAUGAUUGAAAGAUACGGUGAUAAAGUACGCCCAGAUGGUCCAAUGCCUGCUCAUUUAUUAGGAAAUUUAUGGAGUCAAAAUUGGGAAGGUAUAUACAAUUUGGUUGAACCUUUUCCAGCUGCAAAACGGUUAGAUAUCACCUUGGAUAUGAUAAUUCAAGGUUUUACACCAUUGAGAAUGUUUCAAAUGGCUGAGGAAUUUUUUACUUCACUUGGAAUGAAGCCAAUGCCACCAGAAUUUUGGAGAUCAUCAAUGUUUGAAAAACCAAUUGAUCGUCAAGCAAAAUGUACAUCAAGUGCAUGGGAUUUUUGUAAUAAAAUUGAUUAUCGAAUAAAACAAUGUACAAAAGUUACAAUGGAGGAUCUUUUAUCAACUCAUCAUGAAAUGGCACAUGUGCAAUAUUAUCUUCAGUAUAAAGAUCAGCCUUUGUUAUUUAGAAAUGAGGCACUUCCUGGAUUUCACGAGGCAGUAAGUGAUGCCAUCGAGUUGUCAGUUAUGAAUCCAAGACAUUUACAAAGAAUUGGUUUGUACAACAACUCUACCGAGGACUACGAAAGCAAUAUAAAUUUUUUAAUGCUGAUGGCAUUAAGAAAAGUAGCGUAUUUACCUUUUGCUUAUAUUGUCGAUCAAUGGAGAUGGAGAGUUUUUAGUGAUGGAGUUUCUGAUAUGACAACAAGAUGGUGGGAAUUGAGACUCCAGUAUCAAGGUAUCGUUCCUCCAAUUCCAAGAAUUGAACGAGACUUUGAUCCUGCAUCAAAAUAUCAUAUUCCAGCUGAUAUACCGUAUGUCAAAUAUUUUGUUGGAAUUAUAAUGCAGUUUCAAUUGUACGAAUCUCUUUGUGAUAUUUCUGGACAUCAAGGAAAUCUUCAUUUAUGCGAUAUUUAUCGUUCUCGAGAAGCUGGUAGAUUAUUAACUGAUGUUUUAUCACAGGGCUCUUCUAGACCUUGGCAGGAUAUUGUUCGAGAAAUGACAAGAGGACGUACUAAUCGUAUUGAUGCUGGAGCAAUUUUAAGAUAUUUUGAACCACUCUAUCAAUGGCUGCAACGACAAAAUCAAAUGGAACCAGUUAUUGGUUGGAUCACCAGUCAAGAUGACACAGCUUUAUUUGCACAUUGGUAUGGAAACUUUGCAAAUGCUCUUGUUGUUUGUAAUCCAGUUAUUUGUCUAUUAGCACUCAUGACAAUACUGGUGAUUCAAUAAAGGACAAAACAAUGUAUCACAAGACUAAAAUUAAAUUUAAAAAGUGUAUAUAAAACUUUAAAACUAUCUAUACAUUAUUCUUUUUUUUCUAAGCUAUAUAGAGUUAAUGUUGCUGAUAAAAAAAUAUAAAAUGUAUCAAUAAAUGUCAAUGAAAUGAAACA